AUGUCCGACGAUAAGAACCAGAUCAAAAUCAAAUUCACGACCAACGAGUCCGAUGAAAGUCUAAAGGUUGAAGAGACUCCGCUUUAUGUUCCAGUUACAUUGAAGCGAUAUGGUUUAUCUGAGAUCGUGAAUCACUUGCUUGAAACUCAAAAGGCAUUAGAAUCUGAAUCAGGUGAAGACGACGAGGAGCGAAAACCAGUACCCUUUAACUUUCUUAUAAAUGGCGAGCUUUUACGAACUUCCAUAUCCGACUAUUUAACACGUAACGGGUUAUCCAGUGAAGCCUUUCUCACAAUUGAAUAUACUCGAGCAAUCCUUCCUCCAAGCUUUCAGGCCUCGUUUCAAAAUGAUGACUGGAUCUCUUCGCUUGAUUCAAUCAACAGAAACCUGUCUGCGGUAACAUCAUCACAACUAACAAUCACUAAUCCGAAAAUAUUGAGUGGUUCGUAUGAUGGUAUAGUGAAAACAUACAAUAUGUCGGGAAAAGUGGAAAAACAAUAUAUGGGACAUUCGGCAGCGGUCAAAUCUGUUAAAUGGAUUUCACCAACUAGAAUAGUUUCCUGUGGGAAUGAUCAACAGGUUAGGUUAUGGAAGACAGCACACGAAGGUGUAGUUGAUCAAAACGAAGAAGAUGAGGAGGAAAAUGAAGCUAAUGAAGGUGAUGACGGCGAUAACGACAUGGAAAAGAUUGAAGAUGGUAAGACAUUGGCCAUUUUGGAAGGCCACAAGGCUCCAGUGGUGGAUCUUGCUGUGAACCAACAAACAAAGCGUAUAUUGAGUGCAGGUUACGACUUAAAUGUCGGUUUUUGGUCGACAAACUAUAAAGAUAUGGCAAAGAUUUCCAUUCCCGAAUAUGACUCAAACGUGAUUUCCACAUCAUCCAAAAAGAGAAGGAAAUUGGCUUUGCAGGAUGCAACCAUUAGACGUCGUUCUCCAUUAAGUUUGUUACUGGGCCAUACCGAGCCUGUAGAGGGUGUGAUCUUUGACGAAUUAGACGCUACAGUUGGUUAUUCUGUAUCGCAGGAUCAUACUAUCAAGACAUGGGAUUUGGUCACCCUGAGAUGCGUUGAUACCAGAACCACUGGGUUUUCGUUGUUGUCUAUAUUACAGUUACCUCAAGUGAACUUAAUAGCAACGGGUUCCUCAGCUCGUCACAUUAACUUGCAUGACCCAAGAGUUUCUGCAUCAAACACAAAUUCAGAGGUUGUCAAUACAAAGUUGGUUGGCCACACAAACUUUGUAGUGGGUCUUAGCGCUUCUCCCCACAACUCCAACAUGUUUGCAUCCAGCUCACACGAUGGUACUGUUAAAGUGUGGGAUAUCAGAGCUGACAAAUCAUUAUACACAAUUACACGAGAAGAUGGCAGCACAAAGAGUAAAAUAUUUGAUGUUUGUUGGGAUAGCGAAAUUGGACUCAUUAGUGGUGGUGAGGACAAGAGAGUCCAGAUCAAUAAAGGAUCAGAUAUAUCCAAAUAA
Messenger RNA from Lodderomyces elongisporus, 1476 nucleotides. It is a transcript of the gene YTM1, whose product is annotated as Ytm1p. The transcript has a single exon. The record is from RefSeq and is a predicted model, not a curated record. Gene Ontology annotation, molecular function: protein binding. Gene Ontology annotation, cellular component: PeBoW complex; preribosome, large subunit precursor. Gene Ontology annotation, biological process: ribosomal large subunit biogenesis; ribosome biogenesis. Bases 1 to 1476 code for a protein of 491 amino acids. NCBI's taxonomy places the organism in Eukaryota, Fungi, Ascomycota, Pichiomycetes, Serinales, Debaryomycetaceae.